AUGGCUCCAAAGAAGGGUUCAUCAGGAAAUUCUAAUUCCAGAGGCGAUAGAGAUGUCGAUGUUGAAGAUCGUUUCCAAGCAGUUGUUUUAACAGAUUCCUUCGAGACUAGAUUCAUGCCACUUACUGCGGACAAACCAAGAUGUUUGUUACCAUUGGCCAAUGUUCCUUUAAUCGAAUAUACUUUGGAAUUCUUGGCUACUGCAGGUGUUAAUGAAGUUUAUUUAACUUGUUCCUCUCAUGCAAAUCAAAUAGAUGAGUAUAUUGAAAAUUCAAAAUGGAAUUUACCAUGGUCACCUUUCAAGAUAUCUACAAUCCUUUCUCCAGAAGCUAGAUCUGUUGGUGAUGUUAUGAGAGAUUUAGAUAACAGAGGUAUUAUUACAGGUGAUUUUAUCUUAGUUAGUGGUGAUGUUAUUACAAACAUUGAUAUUAGCAAGAUGAUUGAAUUUCAUAGAAAGAUGCAUGCUCAAGAUAAAGAUCAUAUUGCAACUAUGUGUUUAAGUGAAGCUACAGAAUAUUACAAGACUAGAACUUUUGAACCAGCAGCUUUUAUAUUGGACAAAUCUACCAGUAGAUGUAUAUAUUACCAAGAUUUACCAUUGAUAUCUUCUCAAGAAAAGGGAGCUGUUCAAAUCGAUCCUGAAUUAUUAGAAAGUGUUGAUGAAUUUACUAUUAGAAAUGAUUUGAUAGAUUGUAGAAUUGAUAUUUGUACUCCUCAUGUACCACCUAUUUUCCAAGAUAACUUUGAUUAUCAGUCCUUAAGAACAGAUUUCGUUAGAGGUGUUAUCUCCAGUGAUAUCUUAGGUAAAAACAUUUAUGCAUACAUAACUAGUGAUUAUGCUACUAGAGUUGAGAGUUGGCAAUCAUAUGACACAAUAUCACAGGAUUAUAUUGGUAGAUGGUGUUACCCAAUGGUAUUAGAUAAUAAUAUGCAAUAUGAUCAAACUUAUUCUUAUGAAUCUAGACAUAUCUACAAAGAGAACAAUGUUGUAUUAGCCCAAUCUUGUAAGAUUGGUAAAUGUACAGCAAUUGGGUCUGGUACAAAGAUUGGAGAAGGUACACGUAUUGAAAAUUCUAUCAUUGGCAGAAAUUGUCAAAUUAGUGAAAAUAUUGUGAUAAAGGAUAGUUUUAUUUGGGAUAAUACAAUUAUUGGAGAUAAUAGUAAUAUAGAACAUUCUAUUGUUGCUUCACAUGCUAAAUUAGGAAAUAGUGUUACAUUGAAUGACGGUUGUAUUAUUGGUUUCAACGUUAUUAUUGAUGAUAAUAUGGAGAUUCCAAAGGGUACUAAGAUCUCUUAUAAACCUAUUAAAAACAUGGGUUCCUCUGCCUUUAAUCUAGGUGGAGAUGAAGAAGAUUCAGAGGAAGAAGAUUUGGUAGAAUGUUCAAGUUUCGUUGGUGUAAAUGGUAUAGGUUACGUAUAUGACAGUGAUACAUCUGAUGAUGACGAAGAAGAAUCAAACGGUAUACAUAAAGUAUCUAACUGUCUGGCUCAUCAAAUUGAAGAAUUAUACUUAAGUGAUGCCUCUAUAUCUUCUAUUACUAAAAGAAAGAAGAAGAAGAGAACAAUGUCAUCCAACAGUAUGUAUACAGAUAGAGAAGAUAUAGAAUCUGAAGAUGAAGAUGAAGAAGAUUUUGAAGCAGAAGGUCUUGCUACAGUAGAGAGAGCCCUAGAGAAUAACCAUGACAUUGAUACUGCAUUAUUAGAAUUGAAUACUUUGAGAAUGAGUAUGAAUGUAACGUAUCAUGAAGUUAGAACCGUUACAGUCAUGGCAUUGGUGAGAAGAGUUUAUCACUUUAUUUCCACUCAAACUUUAGGACCAAAGGAUGCUGUUCACAAGGUAUUCAAUCAUUGGGGUAAUCUAUUUAAGAGACAAGCAUUUGAAGAAAGUGAAUUCAUUGAUUUAAUGAAUAUUAUUAUGGAUGUUGUUGAAGAUACACAUUUUGAGAAACCAGAUUUAAUUUUAUUUGGUGCUUUCACUUCAUUGUAUGAUAACGACAUUCUAGAGGAAGAUGUUAUUUAUAAAUGGUGGGAUAACGUUUCCGAUGAUCCAAAAUACGAUAAUGUUAAGGUUUUGAUUGCUAAAUGGGUUGAAUGGUUAAGAACUGCAGAUGAGGAAUCAUCUGAAGAAGAGUCUUCCGAAGAAGAAUAG
Molecule: messenger RNA, 2148 nt
Organism: Maudiozyma saulgeensis
Lineage: Eukaryota; Fungi; Ascomycota; Saccharomycetes; Saccharomycetales; Saccharomycetaceae
Source: the annotation of a GenBank genome assembly